Salvelinus sp. IW2-2015 is the source of this 1527-nucleotide messenger RNA. The record is from RefSeq and is a predicted model, not a curated record. Lineage: Eukaryota; Metazoa; Chordata; Actinopteri; Salmoniformes; Salmonidae.
CUAUAGAUUGUUCCUGCUCGGGUCCUCUGAAAUACAGCACCCUAUGCAAAACAUUACCAACCAAAGGCAAUACUUUCUGGCAGCCUGAUUUACCUAUCAUCAAAAAUAAGUUCCUCUUUAUGCAACCACUCUCAACUCAGUGACAUUUAGGGAAUGGUGUAGGCCUAACUGACCAAAUUAUGUUGAACAUACAGUAGGCUUUGUUAUACGACGACAGAAUGGCAUUCAGACAGGUCAUAGAUAUUAUUAUCUAAAAUAAACAAAAACGAGUUGAUUCACAACAAAUUUAGAGUUCCGCGGAAGUCUUGUCGUCUACUCAGGAAAGACGCACAAUGGCCAUCUUUCCCACCUUCCUUUUAUUAGAGUAGCACGAUUUAUUAGAGGGGCAGGAUCCAAACUCGGAAGAUCGAUAUUGAAGAUGGAAGGAGCAGCGACGCGCACUGUGAUAACGUCUACCAGCAGCAGCACCGACAACUUUGCCACAUCUACUCUGGCAUGCGAUAGGCACUUUUUUCGCACUGCUACGGGGCUCCUCGUUUUCGCAGAAAUAGUGUUUGGUCUGCUGGUAUGGAUGCUGAUAGCAGGGACAGAGUACUUCCGUGUGUCUGCCUUUGGGUGGGUCAUGUUUGUGGCCAUCUUGUACUGGGUCCUGACGGUCAUCUUCCUCAUCAUCUACCUGACCACGGCUUACAACAGGAUCCCUCAGGUCCCCUGGACAACUGUGGGUCUGUUCUUCAACAGUAGUGCUACAGUGAUGUAUGUGGUGUUCUACAGGGUCUGUUCUUCAACAGUAGUGCUACAAUGUAGUGGUGGCAGCAGCAGUGGAUGCAGCUUCAACAGCCAUGCUGUUAAGGGGCGCCAUAACUACAACUGCUGGGUAGCAUCCACAUUCUUUGCCUUCCUGGUCACGCUCUGCUAUGCAGGAAGUACAUAUUUAAGUUUUAAAUCGUGGAGAUCAAGGGAUGAGGAACAAUAACCAAUCACAAAGGACAGCUAAAGUAUAUCCAUUWUGGAACACAUGAAGAAUGCAACAACCACUCCUUCCCUUUGGAAMGCAUUUCUCUAUUAUUUGAUUUCUGUUAUAUUUCUGUUGUUUUGGAGUCAUGGUGUGUUUCAUCUGUUGGAAUGACAGAGCCUGAACCUCAGUGGUGUUUUUACUUCUUAUGAACUCAUGAYUUUUUUAAAAUUKCAUUUGGAUGAAAAUGACUGAAGCUAAUAAAGUGMCUYUUCUGUUUUUCUGAAGCUGGAGAUCAAAGCUUUAACUCCAAUAUUAAAAUGGAUUGGACAGUAAUGUUGUCCCACACUAGAUGGUGCUACAAUACAAGGCUAAGAAACAGGGCUGAUGAACAUUACAGUCAAUUCUCUUUUUCAUUAUUAUUAUGUGACCAGUUUCAGGAAACUAGGCGUACUUCACAGGAGUACCUUUUCAAUUAGACAUUUCUUUUUUCAAAAGAUGUUUUUUGGCGGAAAUACCUACUCGAACAUGUGAACUUACAUGUGCCUUAAUUGCAAACUUGUAUGCCAUCU